AUGUCGGUUGCCGCCGCGUGUGUCUUGUCUCCGCAAGAGCAGCUGCAGUUGCAGCCGCCGGUGAAGGCGAUGCGCAGAGGCAGCCGGCCGAGCCCAGAAGGGGGGGAAGAGGAGGAGCCGCCGGAGCAGCCCGCGUGGGACCGGGAAAUGACGUUUUGCGGCGAGCGGCGCAGGCGGGAACCGCAGCCACAGCGGCGACAACCCGCGGCGGCCGCAGGAACAGCGGGGGAAGAGGAGAGGCUGGAGAGGGAGCACUUCCGGAGAAUCGUCAACGCCUUCCGUUACUAUGGAACGAAUAUGCAUGAAAGAGUGAACCGUACAGAAAAACAUUUCAGAUCCCUUCCAGUCAGUCAACAGAAAUUGCUUCCUCAGUUCCUUGUUCACCUUGAAAAAAUUCGCAAAUGUAUUGACCACAAUCAAGAGAUCUUGCAGACAAUUGUGAAUGAUUGUACACAUAUGUUUGAAAACAAAGAAUAUGGUGAUGAUGGAAAUGAAAAAAUUUCACCAGCCUCAACCUUUGACAUGGAUAAAUUAAAGUCUACUCUGAAACAGUUUGUAAGAGACUGGAGUGAAACUGGGAAGUCUGAGAGAGAUUCCUGCUAUCAGCCAAUCAUUAAUGAAAUUGUAAAGAACUUCCCAAAAGACAGCUGGGACCUCUCCAAAGUUAAUGUUCUUGUACCUGGUGCUGGGCUAGGUAGAUUGGCCUGGGAGAUAGCUAUGCUCGGUUAUACUUGCCAAGGAAAUGAAUGGAGCCUCUUUAUGCUCUUUUCUUCUAACUUUGUUCUCAACAGAUGCUGUGAAACAAAUUCAUAUAAACUAUAUCCCUGGAUUCAUCAGUUUAGCAAUAACAAGAGAUCAGCUGAUCAAAUACAACCCAUUUAUUUUCCUGAUGUUGAUCCUCACAGUCUUCCUUCUGGAGCAAAUUUUUCUAUGACAGCAGGAGAUUUUCAAGAAAUCUACUGUGAGAGUAACAUAUGGGACUGCAUAGCAACCUGCUUCUUCAUAGACACGGCACAUAAUGUUAUAGAUUACAUUGAUACAAUAUGGAAAAUACUCAAGCCGGGAGGAAUUUGGAUCAAUUUAGGUCCUCUUCUUUACCAUUUUGAAAACUUAGCAAAUGAAUUAUCUAUUGAGCUGAGUUACGAGGACAUAAAAAAUGUUAUAAUACAAUAUGGAUUCCACAUAGAGGUGGAGAAUGAAUCUGUUAUGACAACUUAUACUGUGAAUGAGCUGUCCAUGAUGAAAUAUUAUUAUGAAUGUGUGAUGUUCGUUGUUAGGAAACCAGAAAGCAGUAUAUGAAACAUGUCAUCCAGGGAAAUGCUGGCUU
Euleptes europaea (tarantolino) is the source of this 1327-nucleotide messenger RNA. It is a transcript of the gene CARNMT1, whose product is annotated as carnosine N-methyltransferase 1. Gene Ontology annotation, molecular function: S-adenosylmethionine-dependent methyltransferase activity. Lineage: Eukaryota; Metazoa; Chordata; Lepidosauria; Squamata; Sphaerodactylidae. The record is from RefSeq and is a predicted model, not a curated record. The transcript has 8 exons. The coding region runs from base 1 to 1299 and encodes 432 amino acids.